AUGACUCGAAUCGCCGUUUUAACUUCUGGUGGCGAUAGUGCUGGAAUGAAUGCCGCUGUUAGGAGUGUGGUACGAAUGGGUAUCUCAAAGCGCUGCGAAGUUUAUGUUAUCCGUGAAGGAUGGGAAGGCCUUGUACUUGGAAAUCAAGACGACAAGAAAAGUGUUCCCCGAGAACCUCUGCGUAGGGCACGGGCUCAGACCUCUGAUCGACCACUCUCAAGCAAUUUCGUUCCAGGCUACUAUGGAGGUGAAUCUUUAAAGGAAGGUGAAGCUGAUUCUCAACUCAAAGGUCGUCAUAUCAUUCGAGUUGGGUGGGAUGAUGUGGCUACCUUCUUGGGCGAAGGUGGUACCUUGAUUGGAACACAGCGCUCAAAGGCCUUUCGCGAGAUAGAAGGUCGUCGGACGGCUGCCAAAAACUUGAUUCUCCAUGGCAUCAAUGCACUCAUUGUAUGUGGUGGUGAUGGAUCCUUGACGGGUGCUGAUAAGCUCCGAGCAGAGUGGUCAGAUCAUGUUAAAGCUCUCCAAGCUGCUGGAGAGAUCACAUCCGAGCAAGCCUCAAAGUACACCCAUUUAAUCAUUGUAGGCUUGGUUGGAUCGAUUGACAACGAUAUGGCAAUGACUGACCUGACCAUCGGAGCACAAACUGCACUUCAUCGAAUCUGUGAAUCUAUCGAUAAUAUUUCCUCUACCGCCUCCUCUCACUCUAGAGCCUUUGUGGUUGAGGUGAUGGGUCGGCAUUGUGGUUGGUUGGCUUUGAUGGCUGGUAUGAGCUCAGGAGCAGACUACGUUUUCAUUCCAGAAAAGCCACCUGCAUAUGAUGACUGGGAAAGCGAGCUAUGUGAAUCAUUGCGAAAGCAUCGUGAACUAGGAAAACGAAAGUCUAUUGUGAUAGUCGCUGAGGGUGCAAUCGAUAAGAACCUCAAACCGAUCAAAGCAGACUACAUAGCAUCUGUGCUGACCGAUCGGCUGAAACUCGAUACCCGGGUCACCACCCUCGGCCACACUCAACGUGGUGGUCGACCUUGUGCUUUGGAUAGAAUCCUGGCAACCCUACAGGGUGUUGAAAGCGUGGACGCCGUACUUGAUUUGGUGCGCAACGGUGGGGGUGAAAGUCCAUUGAUUGGAAUUGCAGAGAAUCAAAUCAUUCGAGUCCCAUUGAUGAAAGCUGUUGAGAUGACUCAAACUGUCGCAAAAUGUAUCGAAGACAAAGAUUUCAAACGGGCCAUUAGUCUGAGAGAUUCUGAAUUCCGCAACAGUUUUGAUGCUUUUGCAGCCACCACUCGUCUUGAUGAUCGAAUCAAAUUACCAUCAGCUCAAAGGAUGCGAGUCGGGAUCAUGCAUAUUGGAGCCCCUGCUGGUGGAAUGAACGCUGCGACCCGAACCGCCGUUCGAUACUGCCUGACACGUGGACAUACUCCUCUAGCUAUCUUCAAUGGCUGGACAGGUCUACUUGAAAACCAUGUCGAGGAACUUGGAUGGCUAAAAGUAGAUCAAUGGACGACUCGUGGUGGUUCUGAACUUGGAACGAAUCGAAAGAUACCUACAACUGAAAACUUGGCAGAGAUUGUGGAUCGAAUCCGACAAUAUAAGUUUGAUGGGUUAUUGUUGAUUGGUGGGUUUGAGGUUUUGACGAGCUUGAUGGUCUUGGAGGAGGGUAAAGAGAAACACCGAGAAUUAGACAUACCCAUGGUUCAUCUGCCAGCCACGAUCAGUAACAAUGUACCUAUCACUGAAUGGAGUUUAGGUAGUGAUACCAGUAUCAAUGUCUUGGUUGACGCUUGUGAUUCGAUCCGACAAAGUGCAUCUGCUAGUCGGAAUAGGGUUUUCGUCGUGGAGACGCAAGGUGGAGAAUCUGGAUAUAUUGCUCUACUCGGUGGUCUUGCUGCUGGGGCCAAUAUUGUUUAUACGCCUGAGCUACCUGUCACACUCACCCAACUGAGUGCUGAUGUCGAAUUCUUCAAGAAGAGAUUUAGAGCUGAUCCUAAGGGUAAAUCUCAAGGAAGGCUUCUUGUUCGAUCCGACAAAUCCUCUAGUACCUAUACCAACGAAGUAGUCACGAAGAUCUUGAAGGAAGAAGGUGAUAAACUAUUUGAUGCACGACAAGUCAGUCUUGGACAUGUUUUACAGGGUGGAGUACCUUCACCAAGAGAUCGAACUCGAGCAGUGGGUAUGUCGAUCAAAUGUAUUCAAUUCCUUGAAAGACAUUGUAUAAAAGUAGUAGCCUGUAAUAAAGAAGCCGAAACCCCCACCGAAGGAAGGAAUACAGGUUUACCAACAGUAGAGAAAUCAAGUGGAGAAGAAGAAAACUUUGGAACGAUUGUGAUCACUAGAAGUCAAAUUCGAAUUGCUGGAUUAAAAGAGAUGGUAGAAGGAGCCGAUUUAAAGAAAAGAAGAGGUAAACAAACUUGGUGGUGGGAAUUAAAGAAAGUAGUGGAAAUCAUGAGUGGUAGAUUACAAGAUGGAUUUGAAUAGAAGAAAAGAUUUCAAAAAGUCAAUUUAUCAUUUCUUGAAAGCAAAACAAAAAGAGCAAGUUGGAAUGAUUGUCUUUAUCAUAGAAAAAUUUCAUUAGAGUUUUUUUUUUCUUUUUUUUUUCUUUUGCUUUCAAUUUUGAUGUUUAUAGUUUGUGAAUAUCACAUGUAGUAUAUCUCAUGCUAGUUUUAAAAGUGUAGUUGAUCUAGAGUUUUUUGCAAUCAAGAAAAUUUUUCC
This is a messenger RNA of Melampsora larici-populina 98AG31, 2706 nucleotides long. RefSeq lists its product as uncharacterized. Gene Ontology annotation, molecular function: ATP binding; 6-phosphofructokinase activity; AMP binding. Gene Ontology annotation, cellular component: cytoplasm; 6-phosphofructokinase complex; mitochondrion. Gene Ontology annotation, biological process: canonical glycolysis; fructose 1,6-bisphosphate metabolic process; fructose 6-phosphate metabolic process. Bases 1 to 2472 code for a protein of 823 amino acids. The transcript has 11 exons. Lineage: Eukaryota; Fungi; Basidiomycota; Pucciniomycetes; Pucciniales; Melampsoraceae. The record is from RefSeq and is a predicted model, not a curated record.